Messenger RNA from Orbicella faveolata, 517 nucleotides. RefSeq names its product protein unc-45 homolog A-like. Gene Ontology annotation, cellular component: cytoplasm. NCBI's taxonomy places the organism in Eukaryota, Metazoa, Cnidaria, Anthozoa, Scleractinia, Merulinidae. The record is from RefSeq and is a predicted model, not a curated record. Gene Ontology annotation, molecular function: Hsp90 protein binding.
CAUGUACUUUUACCUUGUGUUUGACAGGGCUUGCAACAGUUUGAAUCUCUAAUGGCGUUAACGAAUUUGGCUCAAAUGAGCGACGAAGUCAGGCGGCAUAUUAUGAAGGAGAAAGGCUUCCCUUUGAUCGAGAGUCUAAUGUUUGAUGAACAUGACAUGGUCAAGAGAGCCGCCACUGAAUGCAUGUGUAACAUGGUGCUCUGUGAGGAGGUAUUCAAAAUGUACGAGAAAGAAGACGCCCCUACAGAACGAGUGAAGCUACUGACUCUACUGUCCGGCGAGGGGGAUUUUGAGCUGUCACGGUGAGAUAUUUCACUUCUGGGCAAUGUAUUUCAUCAAUAUUUAUUCCUCUGGGAGAAAUUAUUUGGUGGGACUCUUCUCAUAAGCUCCCGGUUAAAAGGUGUAAACUUCACAAAGGCGGAAGCAUGGUGUUAUGACCCGAUGGGUUCGCAGGAGCUGAAAACGUCACCACUUUAUUACUCUGUUUAGAACCGCAUUUCUUUGCACACGAUUUUGU